AUGAUUCCGCUGCCACAGCUGCUUAAACGCCGGUACAUCUUUCUGGUCGUCUCGGGUAUCGUUCUUCUCGCCAUCGUCAACGGCUUCUACCUUAACCUUCUCCCUGUCCCGAGCGUCAUUCGCGGCUCCGCGGAGACAGAAGGAGCUCAACGACCCGAUUUCGACGAGGCUGCGCCGCAUCCGAUCGAUGGAUUAAUUCGCGAUGCCCAAGCGAAAUGGGAUCAGUUACUGUCGAAGCGCGUGGAUUCCCUAGCUGAUGCAACCAAGCAAUAUCGAGACCGAAGAGGCCGUCACCCGCCGCCCGGCUUCGAUCAGUGGUUUACCUUUGCGAAACAGAAAAAGGCAGUACUCAUCGAAGACCUGUUCGAUCAGAUAUAUGAUGACUUGAGUCCAUACUGGGGGUUGGAUCCUCAAGUAAUUCGGCGCCAUGCAACUCACUCAGAUCCACGUAUCAUUAUUCGCAACCAUACACUGUCCUCUGUCGGUCAUACUGGCGUCAACUGGCUCGAGGUCUGGAUGGAUAUGAUCUCGACUAUCCAGGAGUUUCUACCUGAUAUGGACAUCCCACUGAAUGGUAUGGACGAACCGCGCAUCAUCGUCCCAUGGGAGACCGUCUCAGAAUAUCGCGCCAAAGACCGCGAUCUUCAACAACAACUCGAUCCAAGGAUGGCCGUUGAUCAGUAUAUGACUCUGUCAUCCGAGGAACAGUCUGCGGAAUACUCGCCUCCCGCAUUCCAGGGAGCUGACAAGCCUUUCUGGGAUAUCAUGCGCGGUGCAUGUCCUCCCGAGAGCCCCGGACGCACCAGCAAUAUCCAAAAAGUUGAUUUUGCCAACCCUCCAGCCGAAUUCUUCAACUACCGUAACUCCUUCUCUGAAAAUGGAUAUGUGAGAGACUUUGAGCGCUCCAAGGACCCCUGCUGGCGGGCGGAGCUGCAGGCAUUACAUGGUAGCUUUAUCGAACCUACCACUACAUCUACCACACACGAAUUGAUCCCGUUAUUCGGGGGUUCAAAGCUAACCGUUAACAACGAGAUCCUUAUACCACCCGCGGUGUACUGGGAAGACAACCCUACUUAUUCUGGCGGAAAAAGCAACCAUGGCGGCCCGUGGUCCAAGAAGAAGGAUAUCGUUUUCUGGCGUGGAAUUGCAAGCGGCGGUCGCAACCGUGUCGACACCUGGACGGGAUACCAACGACACAGACUGGUAUCGAUGCUGAAUGGCACAGAAGUCGCGCUGACCAAUGGAUCGUCUCAUGGGAUCAACUUCCGUCUACCCGAUUACCAGUACUAUCAAGUGACAGCGGGUCUGGAUGGUGCACUUCCUGAGUUCUUGAAUAAGCAUUGCGACCUGGGAUUCCUGGAUCUCUGCUGUUUUCCGCUCGAAGGCAGUCCACAUUGCUCUUAUACUGACCCCUACUUUAAGCUCGUCAAAGGAAUGCCCAUGAAGGAACAAUACGCUUUCAAAUAUCUGCCCGAUGUAGAUGGCAAUUCCUUUAGUGGACGGUACCGUGCGUUCCUACUCUCCACGUCAUUACCUAUCAAAGCAACAGUUUACAAAGAAUGGCAUGAUUCACGACUGAUUCCCUGGGCGCACUUUGUGCCCAUGGACUCCCUCUAUAUGGAUGUUUACGGCAUUUUACAGUAUUUUAUGGGAUACAAGGGACGCGAUAGGCAUGACAAGCAGGCGGAGAAAACUGCUAUGGAUGGCAAGAGCUGGGCUGAGAAGGUCCUGCGCCAGGAGGAUAUGCAGAUCUACGUUUAUCGGCUGCUUUUAGAAUAUGCGCGACUUUGUGAUGAUCAGCGGGAUAGUCUCGCCUUUGUAGGAGACUUAAUGAAUAUUUAG
Aspergillus oryzae RIB40 is the source of this 1842-nucleotide messenger RNA. RefSeq lists its product as uncharacterized. The coding region runs from base 1 to 1842 and encodes 613 amino acids. NCBI's taxonomy places the organism in Eukaryota, Fungi, Ascomycota, Eurotiomycetes, Eurotiales, Aspergillaceae. The record is from RefSeq and is a predicted model, not a curated record. The transcript has a single exon.